AAGACACUAAGGCAGAUGCAAGCAGCUAUAGAACUUGCACUAAACUGACUAAAGCAGCUACAGUUGUUCCUGGCUAAAUCAGUGCUCUUUGCAAGACUCUAGUUCCACAAUGGUCAAUUUCUGUGCUGUUAUUGGCUGCUCUAACAGAGCAGAUAGGGACAGGAAUAAAUCCUUUUUUCGACUACCAUCUGUCAUAACGCACCAGGGACCAAGCACUGAGAAGCUGUCCUCCAGGAGACAGAGAGAGUGGCUUGCAGCUAUAAAAAGGGACAUCAAGAAGUCUAACUACUGCUUCACCCGAGUAUGCUCAGACCAUUUCAUUACUGGUUCACCAAGCACAUUGUAUGACAGUGAAAACCCUGAUUGGGUUCCAACACUGCAUCUUGGCUAUGAUGAAAUACUAGACACUACAAGCUCUAUGCAGCAAGCUCAACGUUAUUCUCGUGCUCAAGAUAGAGCACACAGCAAGCGUAGGAGGCUAGAUCAUGAUGCCGAGGCUGAUGUAGACCAAGAUGAUACCUCAACCGCUACCGUAAGUCUAGAAGAGUCCAAGAGCAGCAAGGAAUGUCAGACAGAUUUGCUUAUGUCUGAUUUAAAGCAGCAUGAGUUAGAAAUAAGUGUGCUCAAGAAAGCUCAUCAUGACACCUCUCUAACAAUAGAUUCUUUCAAAAACAAUGAUUCUAAAAUACAUUGUUACACUGGGCUACCUAAUUGGGAAGUUUUCUCAUCACUGUAUGAUUUUGUUCAUCGAGACUUGUGUCAGAGAUCAUCACUCAGUCCAUUUCAACAGCUAUUGAUGGUACUAAUGCGACUAAGGAAGAACCUCCAAUUUGAUGAUCUGGCUUAUAGAUUCUCUACACACAAGAGUACCAUCUCUCGCUUAUUUAAUCAACUGAUCGAGAUUUUGUACGUAAAGCUGAAGUUUCUCAUUGUAUGGCCUGAUCGUGACACUCUAUUAUUAACAAUGCCAAUGUGCUUUCGGAAAUACAGUCCAAACUGUGCAAUAGUCAUAGAUUGCUUCGAAAUAUUCAUUGAGAAACCUUCAGACUUGAUGGCAAGUGCACAGACCUUCUCAUCAUACAAACAUCAUAACACUGUGAAGUACUUGAUUGGCAUAACACCACAAGGCACUGUGUCAUUCAUCUCGAAAGGUUGGGGUGGGAGAGUGAGUGAUAAAUACAUCACUGAGAACAGUGGAUUGUUAAAUUAUUUACUCCCUGGUGAUACAAUUCUCGCUGAUAGAGGAUUCGACAUUCAAGAAUCAGUAGCAGCCUGGUCAGUAAAACUAAGCAUUCCGGCAUUUACCAAGGGAAAAAAGCAACUGACAGGAAUUGACGUAGAACAGACAAGACGUAUCGCUAAUAUCAGGGUACAUGUGGAGCGUGUCAUAGGGCUGUUACGGAAUAAGUACACUAUACUUAAAGAUACACAGCCAAUUGAUGCACUACAAACUAAGUGUUCAAACACCUGUCAACUAGACAAAAUUGUUACAGUAUGUUGUUGUUUAGUAAAUUUAUGUGAUUCUGUAAUUCCUCUUGAUUAGAUAAUCAUAAUUAUGUAUUGUAUAUAUAAUGCACUAA
Molecule: messenger RNA, 1580 nt
Organism: Amphimedon queenslandica
Lineage: Eukaryota; Metazoa; Porifera; Demospongiae; Haplosclerida; Niphatidae
Exons: 1
Coding region: 110-1543 (477 amino acids)
Source: RefSeq, a predicted model, not a curated record